Insectozyma verbasci is the source of this 642-nucleotide messenger RNA. Lineage: Eukaryota; Fungi; Ascomycota; Pichiomycetes; Serinales; Debaryomycetaceae. The record is from the annotation of a GenBank genome assembly.
AUGACAUUCAAUCAUCCGUUAAUUAAGAAACUUGAGGAAUAUCAGUUAAUAUUAGGGCUGAAAUCACAAAGAAGGAAAGAAAUAUUGAUUAAUAACUUUGGUAUUACCAACUUUGUUGUAGUUGAAUCACAAUUUGACGAAAAUUUACAUAAAAAUAGAACACCUUUGGAAUAUGUUCAAUUAACAAGUAAAUAUAAAGCUAUUAAUAUACUAGACAGUAUUAACAAAGACGGACCGCCAACUUUAAUAUUAACUUGUGAUACUAUAAUUGCGUGUAAUGAUAAAAUAUUUGAAAAACCUAUAACUAAAUUAAAACAGAGAGAAUAUUUCAAUUAUUUCAAGCAACAUCGAAAAAUAGAAGUAAUAUCAGCUUUAACGUUGAUUAAAAUUGAUAAUAGACAAGUGAAAUAUUAUCAAGAUUAUGAUAUAACAAAGUUACAAUUUAGAGAUGAUGAUGAUGAUGAUGAUGCUAAUCUACUAAUUAAUAGUUAUAUUGAAUCAGAAGAAGGACUACAAGUAGCCGGUGGAUUCAAGUAUCAAGGUAAAGGCUGUUUAUUAUUUAAAAGUAUGGUUGGUGAUUACUUGAAUGUUGUUGGCUUACCAAGUAAAACUUUUGAUUUUUUAACCAGGGCAAUUUUAUAA